Messenger RNA from Eutrema salsugineum, 2445 nucleotides. RefSeq lists its product as uncharacterized. Bases 1 to 2445 code for a protein of 814 amino acids. NCBI's taxonomy places the organism in Eukaryota, Viridiplantae, Streptophyta, Magnoliopsida, Brassicales, Brassicaceae. The transcript is spliced from 4 exons. Gene Ontology annotation, molecular function: zinc ion binding; nucleic acid binding. The record is from RefSeq and is a predicted model, not a curated record.
AUGAGUGAGAACGAGGCUGUGUUUCAAGUUUAUCACAAUGGUAAAUUUAAGAUCUCCAUUGACAACGGAACAUCAUAUGUCGGAGGCGAAGUCCACACACUCAUAAGCAACCCGGCAUCACUGUUUGUUAAUCUGAUGGAAUCAUUGAUCAUUUCUUUGAGUGGACAAAGAAUUUGGUACAAACUUCCGUUUGAAGAACUUGCGGAUCUGAAGGUGCUCGAGGAUGGGACUGCAAACUUUAAAAAAAUGUGUGAUGCUGUGUUUUGGACGAAAGCUGCAGAUGUUUUCUUGGAACGUGAAGAUUUUCUUGAAGGAGUUGAUGCUGUUGUGGAUCAAAACAAAGACAAUGGUGCUGAAAACAGAGCUGCUUUGCAUGAUGAAAUCCCUGCGGAAGAAUCUGUGUCCGAGGAAGAUUCUGAAGCCGGUGAAAACAAUGGUGACGAUGAGAGGGUUGAUGAGGAUGGUAUAACUGAGGAAGAAGAGCAACAGCCUGAUAAUUCUGAGGAUACUCCUCCGAAUUCAGAUGAUGAGGAUGGUGGUGUUCAAAGACGAUUUCUGGCUUGCAAAAAAGGGAGUGGAGAACUUCAAUUGGCUCAAGUGUUCGACAGUAUUGCAGAGUUCAAGGAAGCAGUUGUCGAUUAUGUCCUCAAGGAAGGAUACAACGUCAAGUACACAAAAUGGGGAUCAGAGCAGUCUCGGGUGAAGUGUGCACUUGGUGGAGAUUGUCCAUUCGUAAUCUACUGUGCUUUUGAGAAACCAAUUGAGAGGUACAUGAUUAAAACCUUUGUCAAGGAGCACACAUGUAUGAAAGAUGGGCAUAGCAAGGUAAUAAAAGAUGGUGUCAUCGCUAAAUUGUUCCUGAAUGACAUAAAAAAAAAUCCGGAUUACAGACCUUCGGAUAUGCAAGAUGCAUUUGAGGAGAAAUACAACAUUGCUGUCUCCAAUGACCAAUGUAGGAAAGCUAAGAGAAAAGCUUUAGACAUUAUUCAAGCUGAACACGAUGAACAGUUUGCGAGACUUAAAGACUAUAGACUCGCCUUGAUUGACUCCAACUCGAAUUCAACCGUAGAGGUACGAACGGUGAAAAACGGUGAGGGCAAAGAGAUAUUUGAUUGUUUCUACGUGUGCUUUGCCAAUCUCCGAAAGACAUGGCGUACUUACUGUCGUCCAAUUAUUGGAUUAGACGGUUGCUUCCUGAAAAACAAUGUAGAAGGCCAACUUCUUGCUGCUAUCGGACGCGACGCAAAUAACCAGUUUUUUCCUGUCGCUUGGGGUGUUGUGAAGAAGAAAAACACAGACAGCUGGCUCUGGUUUAUAAAGCUGUUGAAGAAUGAUUUAAACCUACAAGAUGGUUCUGGUUUCACUAUUAUCUCUGACAGACAGAAGGGUUUGAUUAAUGCUGUGGAUCAAGAACUGCCUAAAGUGGAGCAUCGGAUGUGUGCACGCCACAUCUAUGGCAACCUGAGAAGAAUCUAUCCAGGCAAAGAGUUGCCUAAAGCUUUGUUUUGGGCUGUUGCGAAGAGCUACAAUAUUGGAGAGUAUGACAAAGCAAUCAAAGAGUUCAAGGAGUUUGAUUUUGGUAUUUAUGAAGAAAUGAUGAAGAGGAAUCCCCGUAACUGCAGUCGUGCUUUCUUCAGUUGCACAUCAGUGUGUGAGGAUGUCUCCAACAACUUCUCUGAGUCAUACAACAACUCAAUUAACAAGGCCAGAUCGAUGCCACUAGUAGAGAUGUUAGAGACUAUUAGAAGACAGGCUAUGAUCCGUAUGGAUGUAAGAAGGAAGAAAGCAAUGAAGCAUCAAGGGAAAUACAGUCCCAAAGUGGCAUCGACUAUAAAAGCUGAAGAGAAGCAACGCAUGUAUUGCAGAGUUAUCCCGAGUGGAAAUGGUGAGUAUGAGGUGAAGGAACAUACCGUGAGUUAUACUGUUGACAUGGUUGCCAAAACUUGUGCUUGUAGGCGGUGGAAUAUGACUGGCAUCCCUUGUCGUCAUGUCCUUAGAGUGCUUCUGUAUAGGAAGCUUGAUCCCCAAGAUUAUGUUUCGAAUUGGUACUUGACUUCAAAAUGGAGAAACCAGUAUAGUAAUCCGAUCCGGUCUGUGAAUGGCAUCGAUCUGUGGAGGAAGUCUGGUGAGACAAAGAUCCAACCACCACCAAGAGAAGAGUCCCAUGGUCCUAAUAAGAAGCAGAAGAGGAUAAAAGGAAAGAAUGAAUCCCCAAAGAAAAAGAACAAGGGAAAAGAAGUUGUGGAAGAGGCUCCGGAGAAGAUUGUGAAGCUUACUAGAGAAGGAAGAAUCUCUCACUGUCGAGGUUGUGGUUCAGUCGGACAUAACAUCAGAAAAUGUCCAACCACUGUGUAUGUUCCAAAGCCGAAGGUGACACGCAAACCAGAUGUCGUUGAGUGCGGUGAUGGACCAAGUCAAACACAGCCAUCACAAAAUGGAGAGUGA